Messenger RNA from Folsomia candida, 1128 nucleotides. RefSeq lists its product as uncharacterized. The transcript has 6 exons. Bases 265 to 1029 code for a protein of 254 amino acids. Lineage: Eukaryota; Metazoa; Arthropoda; Collembola; Entomobryomorpha; Isotomidae. The record is from RefSeq and is a predicted model, not a curated record.
GUCCAGCUCAGCAACUUGGUCACGAUCACGUGCAACAGUUAUAAACAGUUAGUAAACCAUCGUUUAGGAAUACGGGAUGAUCCGACGCAACUUUACGGCAUUGCCGACCAGGUUUCACUACUUUGUGCAAUUUGGGGCUUUUUUUAUCUGUGUUGGAUUCGUAAACCUGGGCUAAACUGCUUGUAUCAGGAGGCCUACAAUUUCUCACCCGUACUUCCCAAACUGUCCAAAUUGCAUAUCUUCAAAAUCCUAUCCUUAUGUGGGAUGACCACGUUAUUCCCAUUUUACACCUGGAUUUCACAAAUUAUAACCAUUACCCAGACGCACGGCUUUAGCAAAGUUUACCUCGGACAUUACCUUCUCGGUUUGGAUAAUGCAAUUCAACUAUCUGACCAUAUUUGGGCAGAGUACACAAUUUCAGGUUUUGUGGCCAUGUGCCCUUGGUUUCAUUUAAGGUAUCAGGACAUAGUCAUCUCUUCUGUUAGCAGCUUCACUUGCGCCAUUGUCCAUGUUUUGGGACAUGAAACCUCACAAUUUCUACAAAGUCAUAAACAUCUCAGUGUGAUGGAGCUUACAAAUUACUACUCCCGACUCCGUUCCAUACUAAAAACAAUCAACAAAGUGCUGGGAGUGCAAAUCUUCACGUUCGUCGUUUGCGUUUUGGUCUACUUUUCUAAAUCCUUUACAGAUCUUUUAGAAAACGAGGUCGUGGUUGAGCGAGUCUCGAUUGCAUUUUACAUGGGGGCAAGCGUCGCCGUACUUUCUUUCGCGGCGGAAGGAGUCGUCCAGUUCCAAAAGCUGGGUGACUACAUCUUUGAGCAUCGCCAACACCCGGGGUACAAAGGUAACUUGGAUCUGGUCAGUGUAACUACAGAAAUGCGUAUGAAUCCUCUGGGACUUCGAGCCCACAAAUUCCUCAUCAGUUACGGCUUUAUUGUUACGGUUUUAAGUACCUGUUUAACGUACAUCGUCGUUCUGUUGCAAUUUUCAUCCUCAUCGUCAAAGGAUUUGACCUCAUUGUCUCCCUAAACCAUUUAUGUAUGUAUUAUUUAGUCAUCAAUAUAUUUUAGCAUAAUGGGAAUAAUAUGAAAUAUUGCACGAUAAUAAUUAAUUCCAAACGCCGUGAAU